This is a messenger RNA of Stomoxys calcitrans (stable fly), 3997 nucleotides long. It is a transcript of the gene eIF3a, whose product is annotated as eukaryotic translation initiation factor 3 subunit A. The record is from RefSeq and is a predicted model, not a curated record. Lineage: Eukaryota; Metazoa; Arthropoda; Insecta; Diptera; Muscidae. Gene Ontology annotation, biological process: translation reinitiation; formation of cytoplasmic translation initiation complex. Gene Ontology annotation, cellular component: eukaryotic translation initiation factor 3 complex, eIF3e; eukaryotic translation initiation factor 3 complex, eIF3m; multi-eIF complex. Gene Ontology annotation, molecular function: translation initiation factor activity; mRNA binding. Bases 149 to 3499 code for a protein of 1116 amino acids. The transcript has 4 exons.
UCUCGGCCAUUUUGCAAAAUUUCGACGGCCACCACAUAUAAGCCGAAGAUUUUUUUUAAUAUUUCUUAGGAAAAUCUUUGGUAAAAUUUGUAUAUUUUGCACCAAACUAAAGUUGAGUCGUGUCCGCAUAAUAUUUAUAUGAAUUAAAAUGGCACGUUAUACGCAACGACCGGAAAACGCUUUGAAAAGAGCUAAUGAAUUCAUUGAUGUGGGCAAGCCUUUGCGAGCCUUGGAUACGUUGCAAGAAGUUUUCCGUAAUAAACGUUGGAAUUAUGCAUAUUCGGAGACAAUUAUUGAGCCACUCAUGUACAAGUACUUGGAGUUGUGCGUGGAGCUCAAGAAGUCCCAUAUUGCCAAAGAGGGCCUUUUUCAAUACCGCAAUAUGUUCCAAUUGGUGAAUGUUAACUCACUGGAAAAUGUCAUUCGCGCUUACUUGCGCAUGGCUGAGGAGCAGACUAAAAAAGCUCAAGAUCAGUCUUCCGCUGCUGUUGCAGUCCUGGAAUUAGAUGAUCUGGAUAACAUUGCCACUCCCGAAAGUAUCCUAAUGAGUGCUGUUUGUGGCGAAGAUGCCCAAGACCGUUCGGACCGUACUAUUUUGCUACCAUGGGUUAAAUUUUUGUGGGAGUCUUAUUGCCAAUGUUUGGAGUUAUUGCGCAUUAAUACUCAUUGCGAGGCUUUGUAUCACGAUAUAGCCCGCAUGGCUUUUCAAUUUUGCUUAAAAUACAACCGUAAAAGCGAAUUCCGACGCUUAUGCGACAAGUUGCGCAAACACUUGGAAGAUAUAUGUAAGAGUACCAACCAAACAACCGGUGUGUCAAUUACAAAGUUGGAAACUCAACAACUAUGUCUUGAAACGAGGCUUUAUCAGCUGGACUGUGCUAUUCAGAUGGAGCUUUGGCAAGAGGCUUAUAAAGCCAUUGAGGAUAUUCAUGGCUUAAUGGCCCUGUCCAAAAAAGCACCAGUGCCCAAAACAAUGGCUAAUUAUUAUCAAAAAUUGGCUAUGGUUUUCUCUAAAGCUGGCAAUCAACUGUUUCAUGCAGCAGCUCUAUUAAAACUUUUCCAAUUAACUCGCGAAUUGAAAAAGAACUUGACCAAGGAAGACAUGCAACGUAUGGCUUCCCAUGUACUGAUUGCUACGCUAUCAAUUCCAUUACCAUCUGCACAUCCGGAAUUCGACCGUUUUAUUGAAGCCGAUAAGAGUCCUCUGGAAAAGGCCCAAAAAUUGGCCGUCUUAUUGGGCCUCCAACAGCCACCUACUAGGGCUUCAUUGCUUAAAGAAGUUGUACGACUUAGUGUUCCUCAACUAGCUUCUGAGGAAUACCGAAAUUUGUACAAUUGGCUUGAAGUCGACUUCAAUCCUUUGAAUUUGUGCAAACGUGUUCAAACCGUAGUUGAUGCAAUUGAGGCCAUUCCCGGGGAAACCAAUCCUUUAUCGCCCUAUGUUCGACCUUUGAAAGAUGUUACCAUCAUGCGUUUAAUACGUCAGAUAUCCCAAGUUUACGAGAGCAUUGAAUUCUGUCGUCUUCUCAACUUGGCUCCAUUUAGUAAUAUAUUUGAUUUAGAGAAAUUGUUGGUUGAGUCUGUACGUCACAAUGAUAUGCAAAUUCGAAUUGAUCACCAAAAGCGUUGCAUUUAUUUCGGCACCGAUCUCACCGAAAGCCAACGCGAAGAUCACCCUGAUGGACCCAGCUUGCAAUCUAUGCCUUCAGAACAAAUUCGCUCACAACUGGUCAAUAUGUCUACCGUGUUGCAUCGAGCCGUUUCCAUUGUCUAUCCGAAUCGUGACCGUGAUCAACGUGCUAAGUACCGUAGCCAAAUGGUUCAACACUACCACGAAAUCAAGGACCGAGAGCACCAACGUAUUUUGCAACGCCAGAAGAUAAUUGAAGACCGUAAGGAGUUCAUCGAGAAACAGAAUAAUGCUCGUGAAGAGGAGGAAGCUCGCCGACUGGAAGAAGAGGCCCGCAAAGCAAAAUUAGCGGAACAAAAGCGACUCGAACAAGAAAAUGAAGAGCGAGAACGAAAACGUCACGAAAAUGAAAUUCAAGCUAUAAAGGAGAAGAGUUUGAAAGAGAAAGUGGAACAAAUCUCCCAAACUGCACAUGGUAAGAAAAUGCUGGAGAAACUCGAUCCCGAAAGCAUCAAGAAGUUGGAUGCAGAACAAAUUGCUGCUCGCGAAUCCGAAGAAUUGCAGAGGGAACGCAAAGAGUUGCAAAACAAACUUAAAUCACAGGAAAAGAAAAUUGAUUAUUUCGAACGUUGCAAGCGCAUGAAGGAAAUCCCACUAUUUGAAAAGUACUUGUCGGAAAAGAUGGUAAAGGACAAGGAGUUUUGGGAAGCCCAAGAAAAAACUCGCAUAGAAAAUGCCAUACUUGAACGCAAAGAUGCAGUUGCCCAGCAGGAGCGUUUGAAACGCAUGCAUCCCGACAGGGAUGCUUUCUUGGAAGCAUUGAAAAAAGAACGUGCAUCGGUGUAUGCUGAAAAGAUCAAACAGUUUGAAGUGGCUUUGGCAGAAGAACGUAAAAAAAAAUUGGCAAUACGCGUCGAACAAAGGCGAGAGCAACGUCGUAAGCAGUGGCUUCGAGAGAAGGAGGAGGAACGCAUGCGCAAGGAAGAAGAGAUUCGGCGCGCUAAGGAAGAGGAAGAACGUGCCAUUGCAGAAGCUCGUCGUAAAGAACGUGAGGCCGAAGAUGAGAAACGACGCAUCCAAUACGAAAAGCAAAGAGCUAAGGAGGAGGAAGCAGAGCGUAGAAUUCAAGAAGAACGUGAACAGCGGGCACGGGAAGUGGCUGCAGAACGCGAAAAACGUGAAAAAAAUACAGAUAAAGGUCGCGACGUUUGGCGUGGACGUGGGGGUGAUCGUGGUGAACGUGGACCAGAAAAUACAUCUGAAUGGCGUAGUGCAGGUGUACCAAAUGUUGAACGUAGCGAACGUCCAUCGGAAAGAAAAGAAAUCGAAGGCAAUGAAGGCGGUUCUUCUUGGCGCACAAGACGUGAACCAGAUUCAUCAGGUCCUAUACGUGAAGCACCUGGUGCCGGACGCGAUGAUAAGUGGCGUCGUGGUGGUGGUCCAAAUGAUGAACGACCACGUGCAGGAGAAUUCCGUCGUGGCGGCGAUCGUGAAGAUCGUUCACGUGGGAAUGACUUCCGUAGAGGCGAACGAGAUGACCGCCGAGAUGGACGUCGUGAAGACAAUGCCAGCGGUAACUGGCGUGAUGCUCCACGCACCACAUCGGAUCGCGACAAUCGACGUCCAGGUGUCGAUCGCCGAGAUCGUCCCGACCGCGGUGAUCGUUCCGACCGUGGUGAUCGUCCAGAACGUGGCGAUCGUCCAGAACGUGGCGAUCGUCCCGAUCGCGUUGGUGCUAGUGGUAAGGAUUCUGGAAGCUGGCGUACAGAACGCCCAGUACGGGAUGACAAAGAAAAGCCCAAAAGAGAACAGGAUAAAGAGAACAAGAGCGGAGACGACGGUGAGUGGACUAAUGUAAGACGCCGCUAGUUCCAGAAACAUUCGAUAACAUAUUCACCGAAGUUUUUCUAAACAUAAAUUUUUAUAUACAUAAACAAUUUAUAAUCCACUUUAUAUAUAACAAUUAAAGUUUUGGUCUGUCCUGCUGCAAGUCAAAAAAUUUUAGAUUCUGAUGAAGUUAUUCACAAGUAGCUGCUAAUAUCAAGCAUACAAAAUGUAUGGAUUCCUCUAAUGUUUGCUUUUCAAAAAAAAAAAAACCAAAAACCCCAUCAACAAGCAGGCUAGCUACCUAUUUCCGCGACAGCAAUUUGUAAAUGUUGCAAUGCACUCAACCUUUAAUAAUGAUUUCAAAUUAGGCGACAUCAAUAUCAAAAAACGAAAUAAAUAAAUAAAUUAUAAACUAAUCAAAGGAUCGGAGGAUAAUAUUUUUUUAUUAUAUAAUUCAGUUGAUGGUCGACUAUGGAUUACUAAACUUAAGCUGAGUUCUUCUCUAAAACAUCACUCAAUAAACACACAAAAAACCACCUA